This is a messenger RNA of Anolis carolinensis (green anole), 1198 nucleotides long. Its product is annotated as fibrinogen-like protein 1-like protein. Lineage: Eukaryota; Metazoa; Chordata; Lepidosauria; Squamata; Anolidae. The record is from RefSeq and is a predicted model, not a curated record. The transcript is spliced from 2 exons. The coding region runs from base 108 to 980 and encodes 290 amino acids.
UCCCCAUUUGAAUUUAGUUCCAAAAAGUGCUGUAAGUUUAUCAAGCACUGAGAUGUGCUUUAGGGUGAGGUGGAGGUGGGAAUGGAUUUAUUUGAAGACCCUAAUGCAUGUCUAUUUGUGUAUGUGUCCUCUUUCAGAGCUCAACCUGCACUAUGUAUUCACCCAAAAUCCUGCUUGCCAUGCUGGCAUUGCUUUACCUAAGCCCUGUGACAAAUUCUGUGGAUGUUGAGGCUAAAGUGAGAAAACAACUUGAGGAAAUUGAAAACAUUGAUUUGGUGAAGAACGCCACCGAAAUUCUGAACUGGAGAGAUGUUGUGCAAAGAAAAGCUAUUCCGUAUAUGCGGGACUGUGAAGAGAUGUUCCAAGCAGGCCACACAGAGAGUGGCCUUUACAUCAUACGGCCUGUAAGCACCCGAAAACUUGUGGUCCAGUGCUACAUGGAUGGCUGUAAUGGGUGGACGGUGAUCCAACAAAACACCAUAAACACUGAAAUCACAUGGUCAGAAGACUGGACAACCUACAAAUAUGGGUUUGGUAACUUGGAGGCAGACCACUGGCUGGGCACUGAGUACAUCAGACUCAUUACUGAACAGAAAUGGUACAAAGUCAGAAUAAAUCUAGUUGAUGCUGAUGGUGCCCACAAAUAUGCAGCCUAUGAUAGCUUUGUUGUGGAUAGUGAGGAAAACGGUUAUGCGCUGAAGUUAGGGACUUAUGAAGGUAAUGCAGGGGACUCUCUCAGUAAUUCCGGACUCAAAAACAUACAUGACAACAUGAGAUUCUCAUGCAGGGAUCAUGACAAUGACAGGUCUUCUUUGUAUAACUGUGCUGAUCAGCAUGGAGGGGGCUGGUGGUAUGACAACUGCUUUAAUGCACAGCUAAAUGCCAAAGGUUCCAUUCACUGGAGCACAUUAUGCCAACAAAAUUGUAGGAAGUCAAUUAUACUACUGAGACCCGUCCACAUGUUCUGCAACAGGGUUUAGAAUGGGCGCAUGUUCUAGUGUCGUGAACUGAUGUAUUGCUGAAUAGAAACUGAUAAGCAGUAAAUCUGCAAGUUGUUUUGCUUCCAUACAUACAUUUUUAAACAGGGUGGUUUCUUUUGUUACCUCUGGUGGCAGAAUCAUAAGCCAAUAUUCCUGAAUGACAUUUUCUGAUUGCUACUGAAGUCAGUAAAUUCUUUAUUAAAAUUAUUAUUCAGCCA